This is a messenger RNA of Saccostrea echinata, 4765 nucleotides long. Its product is annotated as N-acetylglucosamine-1-phosphotransferase subunits alpha/beta-like. Gene Ontology annotation, molecular function: UDP-N-acetylglucosamine-lysosomal-enzyme N-acetylglucosaminephosphotransferase activity; structural constituent of ribosome; calcium ion binding. The record is from RefSeq and is a predicted model, not a curated record. Bases 85 to 3504 code for a protein of 1139 amino acids. Gene Ontology annotation, cellular component: ribosome; Golgi apparatus. NCBI's taxonomy places the organism in Eukaryota, Metazoa, Mollusca, Bivalvia, Ostreida, Ostreidae. The transcript has 27 exons. Gene Ontology annotation, biological process: translation; N-glycan processing to lysosome; carbohydrate phosphorylation.
ACUCGCGUGGCACACCCACAAUGCAUUGCAAACAAAGAUGGCAGCUCCCAUGGAAAAGUCACUGGCUUGAUCACGAGUUUUAUUAUGCUAAAAAACUUGAAGAAAGUAAUACAAAAACAAGUUUAUGAUAUUUUAUCACAUAAAUAUGGAAUUUUUAUGGUUAUUGCAGCAGCUGUCAUCCUGAUAGUGGCAACUUUACACUUUGGAGAGACAGUGCUAGAGUGGAGUCAUGAGAAAUAUGCUGCUGUGUUCAAUUCAUACAGUGACAACAUUGCUGGCAGGUCAUUCCGCACCAGACUGUGCACACCCCUACCCAUUGACAUCGUCUACACCUGGGUAAAUGGGACUGAUCCCAGACUGCUUAGUGAGCUACGGGCCUUCAAAAUGGGACUGGAAAAAGAACACAACAUUACAAAGUCUACUAUUACAAAUGAGGAGGAGAAGUGUGUGUUUGCCAACUGCUUGGCCACAAAUCUGUUGGUUUUGGAUCCCAUUAUUCCACAUGGAACCACUCUGGAGGAUCUUACCAGAAUCAAAUCUGAAUUCUCUCAGGCCACAAAGACAUUCACUGUGAACUCCCCUUCCAUCUCCAACCUCAAUUUCACAGUGGUUGAAUUCACUCAGAAAGAACCGGUGCUUUCUUUGAUGAACCAUUCUUUAAUUAUUGGAAAACAGAACUUCACAAUGACAAGGGGAUAUUAUACCAGUGAUUGGACUGUCCACAACAGCAUCCUGUUGUCUGACACAAUCAUCAUGGCGGGGUUCCCGUCCAAAUACUCAGCUGAUGAACUCAAGGAGAAACUGCCAGAAAAGGCCAGAGAAGGGAUAGACAAGAUCACCAUUGAUACAGACUCAGGCCUGGCUGUCUUAUAUGUUCCAGACAAGAAGUCAUUUGAUAUUUUAGUUACAGCACAAAAUAUUUCUAUUGAUGGUAAAAAGCCCACUCUCAAUGCAGCAAACCUUGUUUGGGACCUCAGGGAUUUUAGUCGUGACGAGGAUAUCUCGAGCAGUAGAUUUGAGGACAAUGAUGAGUUAAGAUACUCAUUGAGAUCAGUAGAAAAGUUUGCUCCCUGGAUCAGACAUGUCUUUAUCGUGACUAAUGGACAGAUUCCUCAUUGGCUGGAUCUGGAAAAUCCAAGAGUUACCAUAGUUACACAUGAGGAAAUAUUUCCCAAUAAGAGCCAUCUUCCAACCUUCAGUUCCCCAGCCAUUGAGGCAAACAUCCACAGGAUUCCUGGCCUGUCGAAGAAAUUUAUCUAUAUGAAUGACGAUGUAAUGUUUGGUAAGGAGGUGUGGCCUGAGGAUUUUUUCACCCAGGCCACGGGACAGAGAGUUUACCUGACUUGGCCUGUCCCCAGCUGUCAGGAGGGGUGUCCCUCCACAUGGAUCAAUGACGGGUAUUGUGACAAGGCCUGUAAUAAUUCCGAGUGUGACUUUGAUGGAGGAGACUGCUCAGGAGAGAAAGCUCAACAGGGAGGGGGAGGGGUACAGUGGCCGGGGUAUGGACACAGUGCUGAGAGUGAAAACAAGUACUGUAACAAGGGCUGUGCCACAUCCUGGUUAGCAGACAGAUAUUGUGAUACGUCCUGUAAUGUACACAACUGUGGCUAUGAUGUAGGGGAUUGUGGAGUGAAUAAUUAUAAGGAUUUAUACGAGAUCAAGCUGUACGGAAAUACAACAAAGUAUGCUGUCCCACCAGGGGAGACAAUUGCUUUCUUGAACCUGACAGAACUGAUAGGUUCAGAGGGCUCUAUACUUAGUGCUGGUCACAACAAGUCAGAUGUCGUCCGGUCAGCCUCAGUAGCCAACAAGUUCAAGGUCAUCACUAUCCUUCUGUACAGUGACCACAACAGAACUGCUGUUAGUUUCAAACUGAAAGGUCACACUGGAAAUGACACAAACACAUUUAAUUUUACCUUCACCCUGAUGACAGACACAAAGCAAAGGAAGUCAGCAGAGAUUUUACAGAAAAUCGCAAACAAUACUCAACAUAACAUUACAACUACAGAAAAACCUUAUAUCUAUGAUGUACCAAAACACAAAAGAGGCCCUAAAAAAACAGUAAAUGUAGUCAAGUUUCCAAUGAUGCCUCAGUUGGUGAACCUCAGUGCUGAACCAAUGCCAGAGGAACUGCAAGAAGAAUGGAAAUCCAUAAAGAAAGAACUUGAAAAUGGGGAAAUUACUGAGAAAGGAUUCCAACUCAAACAAGGUUUGUUGUGGAAGAAAUACCAGAGCUAUCUGGAGGAAUCAAGGCAGGGAAACAUCCAGAGGCGGAGCCUCCUGUCAGUGAUUAGAAUGAGGCCUCAGCCAAUCAGAGACCUUGCUCUGACAGAGGAAGACCUUGAUGAUGUCAUCAGAAUGGGGAGUGAACCUGAGAGUAAUCUCCCCUGGGAAAAACUUGGGGUGUUCAGCAAACUGACACAGGAGAAAGAAAACCAAAAGACUAUGGAGGCAUACACAGCACCAGUGUUCCGAGGUCGUCAACUUCUGGAUAUAUUUGGGGAUUCCCUGAGACAUGUCAAUCGUUUGUAUAACAAAGCCUUUGGUUACACUGCAAGGAAGGUCCCAGGUCACAUGCCACAUAUGGUGGACAAGGAUAUCAUGAAUGAACUUCAUGAAAGGUUUCCAGCUGAGUUUGGAGUCACUUCCUCCAACAAAAUCCGCAGCAGAAAUGACAUGCAGUUUGCAUUUUCUUACUUCUAUUAUCUGAUGGGGGUCACUAGAAACAGGACUGCUGAGGAGAUAUUUGAAGAAUUAGACACAGAUAAAUCUGGGGUACUGUCUGAUAGAGAGAUCAGAACAUUGGCUGCCAGAGUAAAUGACCUACCUCUAGAACUCAAGAUGUUGACCAAUUUGGAAGAGCUGUUUAUUAACUGCAGUCAGUCUCCCAACAUCACGGAACAGGAAGUCACCAGACAGGAAGUCACCAGACAGGAAGCAGAGGAAUACUAUGACAAGAGAAUGCCCCAAGUCACAAGGGCAUUGUUUACUCAGUGUGAAGAGGUCAAGGACAUGGUACAGAAAAAAUUCCCCCCAGUCAACAAGUACAAGUAUACAACAGAUGAAGAUAGUGAAAUAGCAUUCAAAAUGAUCAAAACCAACAGCUCCACCACAGUGGGGCAACUUGAUGAUAUACGCAAAAAUCCAAAAAAGUUUAUUUGCUUGAAUGACAACAUUGAUCACGAUAGUGAAGAUGCGAAAACAGUGAAGGCAAUACUCCAGGAUUUUUACGAGGCCCUGUUCCCACUGCGGUCUCAAUUUGAGCUUCCCCGGGAGUACAGAAACCGCUUUAACCACGUGGAUGAACUGCGAGAGUGGAAGGUGUACCGUGAUUGGAUGAGGUUGCUGACGCACCUAUCUAUAGUUUUACUCAUUCUUUUUAUGAUCUCGUCUUAUUUUUAUGAUCAGAUUGAGUCCUGUUACAGGAAAUACUGCAGACGACGAGUCCGAACUUCCUCUGGCAGUACCUCAUCAAGCUCCUCGGGGACACUGAUCACCGUUUGACGGUGGCUGCUCUGGCUGAUUAUGCCAGAUGUUUUAAUGGUGCUCCUUUUUGUGAUCAUGUUUUUGCUGGUCUGUCUGUUUGUGGCAGAAGGUAGGAUGUUUGGUUGAGUGAAUGCCCCUUCUCUUACUGCUUGUUGAUCUCAGACAGAAACAUAUCAUUAUGAUGUCAUAUAGACAGAAAAAAUCUCCUCAAACACUGUGUGCAAUGAUGUAGUACAUGUACUUAUUACUUAUGUCUGAAUGUGUGAGGAUUGUAAAGUGAUAGGGGGAGUUAAUAGGCAGGAGAGAGGAUCUUUGUGAUCUAGAGCACCAUUUUAACUGAAGGUAAUCAACCAGAGCGAGAAAUUGACUUAUAUUUUCUUAAUUGUGUAUGAUACUUUUAUUAUUUUGUUCAUGUUUUUAUACAUAUGUACAUGUAUUUAUUUCCUUUCUGGAUUAAUCAAUUAAUGUCUCCUCUGCUAUGCAUUAUGUACACACAUUAUGACACAACAGUAUAAGUAUAGAGUUUACAAUUUCUUUUAGCUCACCUGAGCCAAAGGUGCAAGUGAGCUUUUCUGAUUGAAGGAAAAAGUGACUGUGGUCCCUUGUUGUUCUGCAUCUGAUGUUUGUCACUCUCUGUCAGUACAUUUACAUGGACAUAAAAAAUUAUUUUUUAAAAUUCUUUUUUUCAAAAUAGCAACACCACAAAUAUUCAGAUCAUGCCCCCUCAGGCUUAGGCUAGGGCUAAAAUUGGGAUUCAAAGUUUUACAUGGGAAUAUCUUGAGAGAAAAAAUAAAGAAGUGUCAGACUAAAUCUCAACAUAAAAAUUGGAGUGAAUUCAAUAUUUUCUUUCAAAUUAUGUACCCUGGGGUUACAUGUAGGUUGUGUCUAAAUAUGGGAAUUAAAUUUCCAUAAUACAAGUUUAGGACAAUAUCUUCUUCUCCAGCUCAGCAAGACAGCAUAAAUCAUAUUGAUAUUGACCUGAAUCCCCAUGAAGUGUGAAUUCAGGUUUGGUUAAGUCAUGACCCCUUGGGGCAAGGGUGGGGCCACAUUUGGAGUCAAUCAUUAAGAAUCCAGAGGAAAAAUCUGAUGAUAACAGCGGGGCCAGGUGACAUAGGUGAGUGUUGUGGCCUAUGUACCUUUUAUAUUUUUUAAAAGCCACUUGAUUCUCUUUUCAUUCACAACAUUUAUAACAAGGCAAAGAUGCUUAUUCAUGCUGAUUAUAUUAUGUACAACCUGUGUUUAUAAUGAUGGUAAAAAAAUUAAUUUCUUAAGGUUUUAA